Messenger RNA from Astrephomene gubernaculifera, 1501 nucleotides. The record is from the annotation of a GenBank genome assembly. Lineage: Eukaryota; Viridiplantae; Chlorophyta; Chlorophyceae; Chlamydomonadales; Astrephomenaceae.
GUGAAAGGGGUGUUGGUAUAGUUGUUGGCAGAAGCUAGAGUCGUUUUGUUUCGAGGCAACGUCGAGGCUCGGUGCACGACGUACAAGUCAUCGGUCGCAUGGUCUUGGGCAGAUUUUUGGCCAAAGAAGGAUUACGUGUUACAAGAUUAAUGCAGCAAAGCUGCUUAGAAGCUAGGAAUGCGAAGGUUUGACUGCAUUAGUGAAGCCCUUCCCACCUUUUGGCCGAGCCGAGGCUAGGCGCGUUUAGUCCUCACAAUCUCGGACAUGGCUUUAUUCGAUGAUUUGGAUGACGCUCUUUUAGAGUACCUUUUGCGGUUUCUUAACAGCACAGAGCUCCGAAGUAGCGCUUGUCUUGUUUGCAAGCGAUGGCUCGCGAUUUGCCGCAACACCUCAAGCGGUCAGCAGCCCGCCGGCGGCGUUUGGCGCCACUUAGACAUCGAUGUCUACUGGGAGCUCUCCCACCCCCGCGGCCUGGGCGGCCCCGCCCCGCCCGCCCUUCUCUGGCACCAGGCCCUCCACCGCACCCACCGCCCGCAUGACGGCAGUGACGGCAGGGGCGCUGCUGCCGCUGCUGCUGCUGCCAGCACCAGCGGCUGGAGUCUUGGCAACUACGAAGGCCGGAGAGGCGUCAUAAUCAGCAACAACAGCGGCGGCAGCAGCCUCCCUCGGCCCCGAGGCAGCAGCAGCAGCAGCAGGCCUGGUCGCGGUCGUGCCUUCCUGAGCCGCGCCGCUCUGUCAUCAUGGCUGCGGGGCAAGUGGGGUGCGGUGGAGGUGCUGAGCCUGGCGCACACGGAGGCGAGGGUGACGGUGGUGGGCAUGGAGCGGCAGCCGGCGCCGCAUGACCUGCAGCCCUCCGACCUGCUCGCGCUGCUCUCCAGCCUGCCCUCCCUCACCGAGCUGCACCUCACCUCCGCCUCCAACCUGCUGCCCGACCUGGCAGCCCUCACAAGCAUCACAACCACCACAACCACCGCCGCAGCACCUGCCGCCACUGCUGCUGCCAGCACCGCAGCAGCUGGCGCCCCUACCGCUGCUACCGCUCCCGCCGCCCCCACUGCCAACGAAGCAUCCACAAGCGCUGCCACAGCCGCGGCCGCAGCUGCCACAGUCUCAGCCAUCCUAUCGUCCCUACCACCCCUAACUUCCUCCUCCUUACCUUCCACCCACCUCACUCCUCCACCCACGACUCCCAUCAACCCCACCACUACCGGCGAGUCCCUUCCCCCACCUCCUCCACCACCACCACCUCCUCCGUCCCUCGCUCCUCCCCUCACCACCCGGCUUCGGCGGCUGUGUCUGCGCCAGUGCGGCUACGACCUACGCAGCGAGGAGGGCGCUACUGCAGGUGCUGCUCUGGGUGCUGCGGCGGGUGCGGGUGCAGGUGCUGCGGGUGUGGGUGCGCUGGGGCGGCUGGUGGGGCUGCAGGCGCUGGAGCUGUCGCUGCACCCCGCCUCCGAGUGGGGGCUGGGCCGGCUGCCGGAGGGCUGGGCGGAGCUGAGUG